This is a messenger RNA of Malassezia vespertilionis, 963 nucleotides long. Its product is annotated as 4-nitrophenylphosphatase. Bases 1 to 963 code for a protein of 320 amino acids. The record is from RefSeq and is a predicted model, not a curated record. Lineage: Eukaryota; Fungi; Basidiomycota; Malasseziomycetes; Malasseziales; Malasseziaceae. Gene Ontology annotation, molecular function: alkaline phosphatase activity; phosphoglycolate phosphatase activity. The transcript is spliced from 2 exons.
AUGGGCAACGUGGAACAAGUACCUAACGGCGCGUUCAAGCUGCUCGAUAGCGUGAAUGACUACGAGGCGCUCGUCGCGCGAUACGACAAUUUCUUGUUUGUGCUUUGGUCGGGUCCCGACGUAUUGCCAGGCGUGCUCGAUGUGCUCUCAAAGUUGCGCGCGCGCGGGAAGCGUAUCUUGUUUGUCACAAACAAUGCAAGCAAGAGCCGCAGGAUGCUGCUGAAUCGGUUCCAAAAAGUUGGCAUUGAAGCCACUGAGGACGAGGUGUUUUCCUCCGCGUACGCUUCUGCGGUCUACUUGAAGCAGGUGCUCAAGUUUCCGACGGACAGGAAGGUGUUUGUGAUCGGCAUGUCGGGCAUAGAGGAGGAGCUUGACUGCGUCGGUGUGCAGCACAUUGGCGGCUCCCAGCCGUGCGAUGUGUCUGUGCAGGGAGUCGACUUUUCCGCGCUCCUGCAGCAAGACGUUUUUGAUGACUCUGUCGCGGCCGUCUUGUGCGGGAUUGACACACAGCUUAGCUACGUAAAGAUGGCUCUCGCGUUUCGCUACAUUACGCGUGCAGACGCAACAGAGCCCGUCAAGUCGGGCAUGCAAGGCGGCGGAUGCCACUUUCUUUGCACGAAUGGGGACGUCACCUUUCCCUCCAACGACGGGUUCUGGCCCGGUGCAGGUGCGUGCUGGGCGGGGUUGCGUGAUGCAUCAAAGCGCGAGCCUGUCGUUGUAGGCAAGCCGCACCAGCCUAUGAUUGACACAAUUUUCGCGAGCCACCGCGACUUUGACCGCGCUCGGACUAUUAUGGUCGGCGAUCGUUUGGACACUGAUAUCAAGUUUGGUGCAAAUGGCGGGCUGGAUACUUUGCUGGUGCUAACGGGCGUGACGACCAUGUCGGCGGUCACCGCACAAGAUGCGCCCGCCGUCCCGACCUACGUCGUCCAGAGCCUCGGCGAUAUGGACGUACUGCCAUAG